AUGGCUUCAACGAAUCCGGAGUCCAUGACCAACGCCCAAGGCGAAUUCAUGCCUCAUAAACCUCGGGAUCGACCUAUGGAAGCUACAGGCCACAAGCCAGGCCUCAUGACUAGUUCAGCAGACCGGGCCCCCGAAUUCCACGCAAAAACCGUCCCGCCCGGCACUGCCCCAAAGUCCGCUCUAUACACGCCAAACACCCAGUCCGAGAUCCCGGGGCAAGCAAACAAUGAGAAUGUCCUACGAUCCCAUGGGAAAGAAUCAGUAUACACGGACCCGCAAAGCACGUUGCCUAGCGCCACGUCCGCUGACGUUCACACUGGUCUAGGCCAUCCUGGGCAGGGCCAAACGUCGACAGAAUUACGACACGAAGGUCAACAUACGAGAAAGAAGGCUCCCUCAGGUCUCGAGGGUGCUGGGGCACGAGGCGGAAGUGAAUUGCGUGAGGAUGGGGGUAAUGUUGAAUUUAGACGGCUGCGGGAAGGAGACCAUCCAAAGGGCCCUAUCUCGGGACAUAACGUGAGUAAGGACGGGGCGGAGAGCAUGUUACCUGUGAGCGCGGAGGAGGUUGACGCCGAGGGCGUUAAGACGAAGACAGAUGCGAGUGAGUAUUCAAGAGCCAAAGAGGCAAAGGGCGUGCCGGACCGGGGGGCCGGCAUGGAUCACAAGACUUGA
This is a messenger RNA of Rhinocladiella mackenziei CBS 650.93, 672 nucleotides long. RefSeq lists its product as uncharacterized. The record is from RefSeq and is a predicted model, not a curated record. Bases 1 to 672 code for a protein of 223 amino acids. NCBI's taxonomy places the organism in Eukaryota, Fungi, Ascomycota, Eurotiomycetes, Chaetothyriales, Herpotrichiellaceae. The transcript has 2 exons.